Molecule: messenger RNA, 1695 nt
Organism: Mercurialis annua (annual mercury)
Lineage: Eukaryota; Viridiplantae; Streptophyta; Magnoliopsida; Malpighiales; Euphorbiaceae
Product: stemmadenine O-acetyltransferase-like
Exons: 2
Coding region: 119-1399 (426 amino acids)
Source: RefSeq, a predicted model, not a curated record
UGACACAAUUUUCAACUGAAAUGGAUGUGGCUGAUCCGCUUAUUUUUGGAAAGAACUCAACUACUUAUAGAAACUGAAUCAACUAAACUUUUAUAGCAACAAUUAGAUUUACAUUAAGAUGGUUAAGAACAUAGAAUUUACCUCAAAAGAUUUGAUCAAACCAUCAACUCCAACUCCUCGUCAUCUUAGAAACUACAAACUUUCAUUUCUUGAUCAGAUUGCUCCUCCUGCAUACGUAAGAGUCAUUCUUUUCUAUGAACAUAUCAUCAAUACUCCGCUUGAAACAUCACAAUUACUUAAAAAAUCUCUCGCAAAAACGCUAACCCGAUUCUAUCCUUUAGCUGGUCGAGUCGUAAAUGAUUUCGUAAUCGAAUGCAACGACGAGGGUGCGGAGUAUAGCGAAGUUCGGGUUCCAUUUAAAUUGUGUGAAGCUAUAGAAAGUAAAGAUGCUAAGGAGAUUAAAAUGUUGUUUCCGUAUGAUAUGCAUUUUGAUAUCAAGAAUGAAGCUAUGCUUGCUGUGCAAUUUAAUGUGUUUGAUUGCGGUGGAAUUGCUAUUGGUUUGUCUUUUUCGCACAAGAUUGUUGAUGGUACUUCAGUGACUGCUUUUCUUCAUGCUUGGUCUGCUUUUACUCGAGGGGCUACUGUUAUCAACGGUUUGGAUCUUGAUUCUGCCCUUCAUUUUCCUCCAACAAAUGUAUCAGGUUAUAACAGGCCAACGAAAGGGAACAUAAACAGAGACAAGAUAGCUACAAAAAGAUUCAAGUUCAGCAAAUCAAGCAUAGCUGCUCUAAGAGAAGCUGCAGCCAAGCCGGAGACAACUCGUUACGAGGUGAUCACCGCCUUUAUAUGGAGGCGAUUGAUGGCAAUUUUCGAAUCAAAGCAAGAGCCAAAAAAAAAAUUAGAGUACGCAGCAGUUCACGCUGUAAAUCUUCGAGCAAGAAUGGUGCCUCCCUUGACUAGUAAAUCCUUCGGAAACAUCUGGCAGUACGCGGUCGCAUCAUCACCAUCAUCGGCAAAUCUUGAAAUUCAGAAUCAGAAUAACAAUCAAGAAACUUGUCAUAGCACACUAGUGAGCCAGACAAGCAAAACAAUUAGAGAUAUUAAUGGAGAUUAUGUGAAGAAAUUGCGGAAUGGCGAAUGGUACAUGAAUUGGAUGAAAGAAAGGGUAAAGAAUGUAGAACUGAUUGCCUUCACAAGCUGGUGUGCAUUUCCUAUGUAUGAAAUUGAUUUCGGAUGGGGAAAUCCGAUUUUCGCGACGAGUCUUGGUCGGCCUUUCAAGAAUGUGACUGUGUUGACUAGUGAUAGAAAUGGUGAUGGAAUUGAAAUAUGGAUUAACUUGUUGGAGGAAGAUAUGGCUGUUUUUGAGAAUGAUUCAGAGGUUCUUUCUUUUGUUUCUUGAUCAUAAGCUCCAGCCGGGGAGAUUGAACUGUUUUCUGAGAAUUUUAUUCUAAGUUCAUGGCCCUGUUUUAAUUCUAAGCAGUGUUUUAGGAAUAAAUUGGACCGACCGGUUCAAUCAAGUCCACAGCGGAUCAUAGGUCAGUUCGGUUAGAUCUUACCUCAAGAAUAAAAAAAUAUUCAAUUUCUAUGAACCGAAAAAAGAAGAAAUAAAAAGAUUAAAAUCAUUGAACCGAACAACCAAAAAAUAUUAUAUUAUUUAUUUACUAGUUAAAGUGUGAUCUAUUUAUUGGUUUUUAA